This is a messenger RNA of Cynoglossus semilaevis (tongue sole), 1197 nucleotides long. It is a transcript of the gene mrpl9, whose product is annotated as mitochondrial ribosomal protein L9. NCBI's taxonomy places the organism in Eukaryota, Metazoa, Chordata, Actinopteri, Pleuronectiformes, Cynoglossidae. The coding region runs from base 56 to 979 and encodes 307 amino acids. Gene Ontology annotation, biological process: translation. The record is from RefSeq and is a predicted model, not a curated record. Gene Ontology annotation, cellular component: ribosome. The transcript has 8 exons. Gene Ontology annotation, molecular function: structural constituent of ribosome.
UUGAUGUUGUCGCGGUCCUGUGACGUCACUGAAGGUGCGGAGAUAACGUGUGAACAUGUGGAGCUCAGGCCGACUCGUCCUUCAGGAGCUUCUCUGUCAGACUGCUGCUGUCAGCGGCAGGAGUUUCUCCCGGACUCCUGCUCAGAAUACAGUGGUGGUGGAGCGAAUGUGGAAGGUCAACUUGGCCAAAAAAGACCGUGAGCCAAGGCUUCACCCUCGCAGACACAGAAUCUAUAAAGUGGUUGAGAAAAUCCAACAAGCUCCAGAAAACAAGAUGGAGCUCAUGCUUACCCAGACAGUACCAAAGAUCGGUGGACGAGGUGACACUGUGGUGGUGAAAAAAUCAUUGGGACGGAACAAACUGCUGCCGAAGGGUCUGGCAGUGUAUCCAUCACCAGAGAACAAAGAGAUGUUUGCUGAAGAGUUAAGACGUCUGCGUGAAGGGAGACCAGAGGAUAGAAUACAAACUCGCACAGGACAACUGACUGUGGAGUUACUCAAACGAUCCAUGCUAAACAUUAUGAAAAUGCCAACCGAAGAUUUUCAGCUCACUAAGGAGGUUGUGUGUCGACAGUUUCAAAAGAAGCUACAGAUUGUUGUUCCACUCCAUGCACUGAGUCUUCCAUUUGAGCCUAUCAAGGAACUGGGUGACUACUGGUGUGAUGUCACGGUGAAUGGAAUAGACACAGUCCGUGUCCCUAUGACCGUAUUACCCUAUGAAGACCAGUCAGCCAGUAACCAAAAGAAGUUAAAAAGACAAAGGCAAGAGCAGGAAGAGGCAAACAUUUCAGAAACUGUUGUUGAUGAUCAUGAUACAGACGCCACUGGUCUGAAAGCAGCUACUGAUGCAGCCACAGAGACUGAAACUGGUAAAGACACAGAGAGUGAAGUUUCUGCAUCUGCUGAGAAAGUAGCUCCAGUGGCACAGACGACACAAGACCAUACAGCGACACCAGGUAACGGCCAAAAGAAACAUUAAAGGACUUCAAAUACUGAGGUCCAGAAACCUCUAGUGCCCCGUGUUCACUGCUAAUACAAACAUUUUCAGUCAGAAUACAAUUGUCGGUUUAAUUCUAAAAAUGUCUGGUGUAGUACAAAAAUAUCUGUGGAUUACAUCAGAAUUUGUAGAACAGGAUGCUCGGGUUUUUGUUAGGUAUAAUUCAAAAUAAAAGUGUACGUUACCUCUUGGAAUAUGAG